AUGGAUCAGAGACCAAGUGCCGAACAAGACUACGGGAUUCCAGGAUUCGGAGGUCUUGUCACAAUCGCCAUAGACCUGCUGGUUCGACUCUGGAUUCCGAUCAGUGCUGUAGAUCCUUCCAAAGUACCACCCACCGAACCGUCUCAUCAUACGCAACCAGCUCAGCAGAGGCCCCCAGAAUCUGUUCAUAACGGUCAUUUCAGUGGGGAACCAUUGGUAUAUGAAUCGCACAACGCACUCAUGGCCCAUCAUGAGUAUGCAAUGCGACAUCUGGUAACCACACUCGCCCAAUUAACGGCACCAUCUCAGUGCGUUCUCGCCACUGCUCUUUGCUACCUUCGUGGCCUACGAGAAACGAUCAUCCACGAGCGCGUCCAAGAGUACCUUGAAAUAAAGACGAAGGUCGAGGCGUUCGAAGGAGCGAACCGUGAUGGCGAAGUUGAUAAGCGCGAGAUGAGUGAACAAGGCGAAGAGGUGGCUGUAGAUGAAAAUGAAUACAAGACGGACACACUUUCGGGAUACCGCGGACGCGAUGAAUCUGCGACACCUCGCACAAAGAACAGCAUCUCGACAAAUCACACAUCCAAUGAGCCUUCCACCCGCACGACACGUGUCCCACUUGGCCCACUCAUCAUACCCAGAUGUCAAGGAGUCCGCAGACGUAUCUUUUUAUGUCCUUAUCGAACUUUCGUGGCGACUUUGAUGGUCGCUUGGAAAUUCGUAGAGGACCACAAUUACCACAAUAGAGCGUGGGCAGAAAUUACUGGGUUCUCGCUCCAGGAGAUAAUGGAGAACGAAAUGACUGUGAUGGAAACCCUCGAUUGGAGACUUUGGGUCGGCAAACCACACGCUACCUCCGUCCCACCUCCGAAUCGGUCCAUUGACAUCGAAGGCCCUUCUACAUCCAGUAAUAGGAACUCCUCGGAUGUUCCGUCAUUUUCCAACUCGAACCAGGAGUUCAAAGAGGAUGCAUCGAACAUCCGCUGA
Messenger RNA from Stereum hirsutum FP-91666 SS1, 987 nucleotides. RefSeq lists its product as uncharacterized. Gene Ontology annotation, molecular function: cyclin-dependent protein serine/threonine kinase regulator activity; protein kinase binding. Gene Ontology annotation, cellular component: nucleus; cyclin-dependent protein kinase holoenzyme complex. The record is from RefSeq and is a predicted model, not a curated record. The transcript has 2 exons. Lineage: Eukaryota; Fungi; Basidiomycota; Agaricomycetes; Russulales; Stereaceae. The coding region runs from base 1 to 987 and encodes 328 amino acids. Gene Ontology annotation, biological process: regulation of cyclin-dependent protein serine/threonine kinase activity.